CUUUAAGGAAAAUGCGGAGAGGUUUGUCCGCGCUGCGCUUUCCGUAGGUGGAGUCACGUGACCCGGAAGUACGAGGAGUUGGAUUAUACAGAUGACAGGGAUUAAAGGGGAGCAAGUCGGCUGAGAAAAAAAAAAAAAAAGGAAUCCGCCAUCCGUGACCUGAAGGGGGUGAGACACGUUGGGGUAAUUAAUAUGUGAGGAGCGCGGCGGCUGGCAGCGUCUGGUGUGGAAUUUGCAUUGCUGAUCCCCCGGAGCGGGAGAUCGAUGCCGGAGCCGACUGGCGAAGUCUCGUUAUAAGUCUGCUAAUUACAGGCACGUCAUACAGGUCAACAUGGACAAAUGCCGCAAUCGACCUCGAAGACCUGACCAGGCCUUGUAUGUGCCCAAAGCCAGGCGCAAUAUAGAUGAGCCACCCAGCGGAGCAGACGCUGAACACCUACCUGCUCCUAUUCCCGAAUCUCCUAUUGCCGAAUCUCCAAUCCAGAGGCGACCCAAGAACAUCAAAGCUUACUCUGUUUCUCGGCUCCAUGAACAUGGGAAACGAAGGAGUGGUAAAAAUGCUAAAUCCCCCGAUCCAAAUACAAACCCUCAGCACAAAGAAGACAGGGAGCCGGUCUGCACCGGAACAGAGGGUGCUGGAAGGGAUUCCUUGUGUGAGGGUGUUGGUAACCUAGUCCUCAAUGAGGAAACUUUGUCAUUGGGCUCAGUACAGAACUGUGUGCAGGAAUCCCGCCUCGUUCCCUCUGCCGCAACCUCUUCAUCAAAGGAAGAGGAACAGUUUGAUGUCCAUAGCAGGUCUUCCAUUCGUCUAGGAGAGCAGCAUGAAAAUGCAACACAGAGGUCAGCAGAAAGAACAUUGGAGCGAGACAGGAUGAUGAUAAAAGCAGAAGAUCAGGGAAGGUGUCAGUCUAGAGAGGCGUCUCCAUCAGAUGGGCGUAUAGGGGAUCCCAGGCAGUCCAAACCUAUAGACUUACUAUCAAGCACCCAAGACCAGGUGACAGGGGGCUCAGAGUUUACAUGUCGGCAGGGAAUGAUGGAUUUAACGACGAAGAACGUACUUCAUAGCUGUGAACCCAAAACACACAAUGUAGAAAACAUGACUCAAAAAGCUGCUUUAUUCCCUGGCACAGACUGCACAGAAGUCAUUGCCACGAGUGACAUUGUUAGGGAUCCACCUGGACAGCUUGCAGUCUGCCUAGGCGAUUCAGAUAACACAGCUCAUGUCACCCUCUAUAAAAAGCCUGAAAGUAUUGCUGGAGGAGAAUUGGAUUCCCCUCCUGCAAUAGCAGAGAAGGUCUGGGAGCUUGCAGAGGAGGAUAACUGUGCCGUACUGUGUGUUAUUGAGCCCAGCAUCAGAGCUGCAGAGGGGGAUAACCAUGCCGUACUUGGUGCUACUGAACACCGCAUCAGAGCCGAAGAGGAGGAUAACUGUGCCGUACUGGGUGCUAUUGAGCCCAGCAUCAGAGCUGCAGAGGAGGAUAACCGUGAUGUACUGGGUGCUAUUGAGUCCAGCAUCAGAGCUGAAGAGGAGGAUAACUGUGCCGUACUGGGUGCUAUUGAACCCAGCAUCAGAGCUGCAGAGGAGGAUAACUGUGAUGUACUGGGUGCUAUUGAGUCCAGCAUCAGAGCUGAAGAGGAGGAUAACUGUGCCGUACUGGGUGCUAUUGAACCCAGCAUCAGAGCUGCAGAGGAGGAUAACUGUGAUGUACUGGGUGCUAUUGAGUCCAGCAUCAGAGCUGAAGAGGAGGCUAAUAGUGCCGUACUGGGUGCUAUUGAACCCAUCAUCAGAGCUGCAGAGGAGGAUAACCGUGAUGUACUGGGUGCUAUUGAGUCCAGCAUCAGAGCUGAAGAGGAGGAUAACUUGUCCGUACUGGGUGUUAUUGAGCCCAGCAUCAGAGCUGAAGAGAAGGAUAACUGUGCCGUACUGGGUGUUAUUGAGCCCAGCAUCAGAGCUGAAGAGGAGGAUAACCGUGAUGUACUGGGUGCUAUUGAACCCAGCAUCAGAGCUGAAGAGGAGGAUAACCGUGAUGUACUGGGUGCUAUUGAACCCAGCAUCAGAGCUGCAGAGGAGGAUAACCAUGAUGUACUGGGUGCUAAGGAGCCCAGCAUCAGAGCUGAAGAGGAGGAUAACUGUGCCGUACUGGGUGCUAUUGAACCCAGCAUCAGAGCUGCAUAUGAACACAUCGCUGAUUCUGAAGCAUGUAGGUCUGAAAGCCAUGCAGGUGGAUUAGAUGGCAUUUAUAAAUGUGAAUUGUCUGCACACAGUAAUACGUUGCACAUUGGAGUAGAGAAUCUGAGUGAAGAUGUUGGAGAGGGUGAGAAUGGUGGUUUUCCCCAUGUAUCUAUACAGCACAUAACUGGAAACAGUGGAGAAAUCUCGGAUAAUCCCUUGUUAGAGAAACCAUUUAUAGAGGGUCUAUCAGCUAUGGUCAAUGCAGAACCAAAUCUGUCUGCAGCCAAUGCAGAGCAAUUACCAGAUGGGUCAAGCAUGGAAGAAGGGCCUUCAAGGACUAUGCCCUCUUUGGACAGUAAGCAAAUCCCCCUGGCAGUGGUAGAACAGGUUUCCUCUCUGGAGACCAUGGAACUGGUGGCAAGUUCUACAACCGUUGACCCUGCAGAAUUAUCAGCGCAGGUGACCUUCGAGGAGAGUGUGCCAUCUGCCAUUGAGGAAGAUGGAAACGCGAUAAGCGUGCAGAAUGUGGAGUCAAGGCCUGAUGGUUGUACAAACUCAAGGGAACUCUUCCAAAGUUCUUGUGGUCUGAAAGAAGACCCUUCAACUGGAACCGACUGUGAACUGGAGGGGAGUAAAGCUGCGCCAAAGGACGGCUCUAUGGGAAGCCAAACUGCGAUCGCUAUGGAAACACCAGAGAAGGUGACUACUUCUGCCGCAGCCAACGAGGAGGAGGAGAGCUGGGACUCCCUUUUCAAUGAUGAAGGGGAAAUUGUCGAUCCUCAACUUGUGGAAGAGCUGACAGCGAGGGGGGAGAGCCAGCAGAGCAGAGAGGAGUCUCCAUAUAACUAUUAUCACUAUGAGCCCCAAGAAGAAGUCAUGGAUGAUCCAGAACUGUCACAUGUCAUCGAGAUCUAUGACUUCCCCGCUGAGUUCAAGACGGAGGAUUUACUCCGCGCGUUUGCUACUUACCAGAAGAAAGGAUUUGACGUGAAAUGGGUUGAUGAUACACAUGCCCUGGGCGUGUUCGCCAGUCACAUCCCAGCCCGUGAUGCGUUGUCCUCUAAAAAUCCUUUGUUGAAGGUGCGGCCGAUAUCGCAGGCCACCAAAGCAUCCAGAGCCAAGGCCCGAGCGUGUGCAGACUUUCUGCAGCCUGCUAAAGACCGUCCAGAAACGUCUGCGGUUCUUGCAAGGAGACUGGUGAUUAGUGCCUUGGGAGUGCGGAGUACCCAGAGCCGGGCUGAAAGGGAGGCAGAACGCAAGAAGCUACAGGAAGCCAAAGCGCGGCGGCAUCUAGAAACAAAACAGCGUGAGGACGCCUGGGAAGGGAAGUGAUGGCACCGCUCUUGGAUCACAGCAUCUCGAAAAAAAUGGACAUUGGGUUUUAAAUCCUUUUUACUUUUCGGGAAAAACAGUGAAACUGUAUAAAUCCUUCUUUUUUUUUUUUUUUUUUUUUUAAUCAAAAUUGACAUUGUAAGUGUGUAAGAUAUUGCAGUCUAACAAUAGACACCACUCUUGGGGGGGGGGGGGGGCAGGCUUUGUUCUAUGGAUUUUAUUUGUGAUUUUUGCUUCAUGCCAAAGCCUUACUAUUGAAACGUUAAUUUUACAUUUGUAACUAUUACUUUUACAUUUGUAACUUUUACUUUUACAUUUGUAAUUUUGAAAGGUCAACCUGCCUGAAGCUUAUAUUUCAGUGAGUUAAAACUGAACUCCGGGACAAAAAAUAAAUAAAUAUCUAUA
Messenger RNA from Rana temporaria (common frog), 3910 nucleotides. RefSeq names its product R3H domain and coiled-coil containing 1 like (gene R3HCC1L). The transcript is spliced from 9 exons. The record is from RefSeq and is a predicted model, not a curated record. NCBI's taxonomy places the organism in Eukaryota, Metazoa, Chordata, Amphibia, Anura, Ranidae. Bases 332 to 3505 code for a protein of 1057 amino acids.